CGCAGGGAGGAGCCACCUCCUGCCCCACUUAAGCGCCGCGGCCGCCGCUGCCUCACGGCCGGGAGGGCCUUGGGGACGAUGGCGGGCUACGCGGGAUCAGUGGUGCGAUCCUUGGUAUCCAUGGGAGCAUCUGUGGGAGCAGUAACAAAACAGACCCUGUUCCCUCCACUCAUGCCUGCAGGGAGACCUUUCCGUGUGUCCAAUGCCUCCCGAAGCAGCCGGAAAGGGAUUGUUGCAAGCAGCCUGAAAGAGCUCAUCAGCAAGACUUUAGAUGCCUUCCUUAUAUCUGCUGGAAUAGUUACUCUGGUUUUGGAGGAAGAUGGCACAGUUGUGGACACAGAAGAGUUCUUCAGGUCCCUGGAUGAUAAUACGCACUUCAUGGUUCUAGAAAAAGGGCAGAAAUGGACAGAAGCAAAAAAUGGAGUAGUUGCUGUAAGACAAAAGAAGAAAAUGGGAGUAGCUAAUAUCACGUUUGAUCUGUACAAGCUGAACCCUAAGGAUUUUAUUGGCUGCUUAAAUAUCAAGGCAACUUUCUAUGAGAUCUACUCUGUCUCAUAUGACAUCAAAUGUAUGGGAGCAAAGAGCGUACUGAGGAAGGUGCUUCAGCUCAUGUCCCAUGCAGCACAAGUAACUGGACAUUUUCUUCUCUAUACUGGAACAUACAUGCUGCAUUUGAUGGGUGAAUAUGAUGAAGAUGGCAAGUGUGCAAGAUCAAUGCGGGAGUAACGAAUACCACUGCACUUCUGAUACCAGACACAUUUGUUUAAAGUCAUUCUCUUGCCCAAUUUUGAUUCUAAUGAUGUUACAGUAGGGGAAUGGCCAUAGAUAUGAACUAAAUUUUCCCAUUUGGGAGUGCUUGUAGGCCUUAGUAAUAAAGUAAGUGUUUGGUAUUCAGAGGCUCUUAACACAGCAGAAGGAUGGGUGCCUAAUGUCUGAGAAUUUGGCAAAAGGAGAGCAGGUUUCAGCCCUGGCAAUUCAAUAUGUAGACUAAGUAUACUUAGGAACUUGCAUGCUUUGUAACCAGUGGGGUUUUCUUGCACUGAUCAAAACAGUUUGAUUGUUUUUUUCCAUGGCAGUCUACUUGCCUUCUAAGCAGACUGGGCUGUAAGUUGGGGGUGGGGGAAAUUUGGUGGUUUUGUUCUUUAAUUCUUUAAAGUGCUGGUAAUAGUGUUCAACUGGCACUGAGGUAAGGAGGGGUGAAGUGUACUUAUUUACUUCUGCUGCCAAUGGAAAUACACAGUACAACUGAAUCUUGGUUCAAUCAAUGACCACUCUGAUGAAGUCAAACUGGAGAAAGUGCAACUAUUAAGCAGAAGCUAAAAUUUUAGCCUUAGUUCCCUUAAAACAAAUAAAACCAUUUAAUUUUAACUCUUUAUACUUUUUUUUUUCAAAUCUUCAGAAAGUUCAGGUCAGUGAAGCUAAUACCAGCUGAAGAAACUAAAGUAUUUUCUUUCUGGGACUGAUGUCCAGUUCUGCCUGAAGUAUUGAAGUAUUUGCCAUAGUCUCAUGAAUACAGCUUACAAGCAACCAGCUGAGGUUUCCUUAAGGGAUUAAAUCAUCACUUCUCUUGUUCUUACCAUUCAGUUGCAAGAUGACACUACAACCCAAGCAGUAUUUGAGGUACAUGUAGCAUGAGUCUCUAAGAGAUGCUUGUUUUUUUAUGCCCCUGUGUUCAGGGGAGAGCAGCAGGACAGUAUCUGGUUUUGUGUCAAUGUACAUAUGCACUUAACUGGAUAUUUGCAGUUUUAGGGUCUCCCAAGGAAAUCUUUAUUAAAGGUCAGAGUUUUUAAUCCUUAGGUAUAAUUGUCCAAAAUAUUUCCUACAGUUAGGUAACUGCUAGUCUGACCAGCUUUCAAGAAGCUUUUCCUCAACAAUGUAGAAAACUGGAAAAUGAGCAGGGUCAGGCAUCUUGUGUCAAAAUACAAAAUCCUAUUGCUAAAGGAAAAAAAAGUUCAUAUGUUUGGCUUUUGAGGUUUUCAUUUGCUUGCACACAAAAUCUUAAGUUUUUUAGUCUUGCUGAAGACUAAAAGCUACUAAGGAGACAGCAAAUACAGGUGAUAUGUCUCGCCUGAUGGCAAGUGCCAUCUAGAAAGAGAAGCUCUGGUGACAGUGAACAAGGAGAAGAAAGCAGUGGGAGCAAAAGGGGGAAGGACCAACAUGGACCCCACAGUGGUUGCUGUGCCUCUGCUGAGACAGGAAUCCAUUAGCUAGGUACAUUGACUGCACUGAUUUGUUGGGGCAAAGCUAAAAGAGGAGCAGGUGGACUAAAAAGAGCAAGCAUUGUGUGGUGAGAUCCAUUCUGACCCGUCAGCUGGGUCUGUUCACUUCAAACAUCACUAAUAUGUAGGAAUAUUGCUCUUUUAUCUACCUGCAAAUAUCACCUUUGUAUGCUUACUUUUGUGUUGCCUUUAUGAAUGUGACUUAGCCAGCUGGAGCUGCAUCUUUCAAACCACAGUUAUGAGGAAAAGCAACCUAAAUCGAAGUGUUAAGGGGUCUGAUGGACACAACUUCACUAUGUGUCUUGUCUCUUCACUAAAACUAUUAGAAAUAAGUAGACAGCUAAGAAGAAAAACCUUCUUUUUUCUCAUAAUCUCUGUUGUUUGCCCUCUACUUCUCAGUGUUUGCUGGAGGGGGGAGGGUACACAGCUCUGGGCAAGGUUCUUUCCUAUUUUCUUGCAGGAAAGAAUGUUUAUAACUUGGGGCACUGUCAGGUUAUCUUCUGAAGAAAACGAACUAUUCUGUGAGUAAUGAGGAAGAGGCUGUGCUAAAAUAGAAGCUUUAUACAGCAUCUGUAUUGUUUUUACCACCUCCUGCCCCCAGUGGUUGUUGCCACGAUAACCAUUGGCCAAAAUCUUUCUACCCCUGUCAAGGAAUUGCAUUUAACUGGUGCAGUGCUAGGACUUUGUCAUUAAUUCUUUCUGCUUUAAUUAUCAUUUUUUUCUUAUAAAAUAAGCACAUAUCUAGAAAGCAAACUACAUGUAAUACUUCUAAGAAUAUUUGUUGCUAAUGGUGGGAGCACAAACAUUUAAAAUAAAAAAAAAAACCAAAAAAAUACCAAACCCCACCCAACUUGCAUAGUUGAAUACUGCAUUAAUUUGUGUGAAAUGCCUCUUAAACAUCUGUAAUACAAAAGUUUCUGCAAGUCUGACCUAUGCAGAUCUCAAAUUCCAGCCUUCUAUAGCCAGAGGCAAUUAAUUAUUAGAGACAAUCCACUCCAUAGUGGAAACACUCCAUAGAAACACUCCAUAGUUUCCAAUGGCACUAUCUCAGAACCUAACAUGAUCAAAAACUCCAGAUGAAUUUGCAGUCUUUUUAGGCAGCUGUUUCUUUGGCAGCUUAACACUUAAAACUUGAGCUGCUGAAGGUCAUGUGAGUCUCCAUCUCAGAGCAUCUAUCUCCUCUAAAUCAAAACACAGCUGAAAAAAGUAACUCUUACCUGAUAUUUUUCUCAAAAUGGGAAAAGUGUCUUGCAACAUUUGAAGUGUUUGAAAUGUUCAUUCUAAAUCUGGGUUUUGCAACUAAGUAUUUUGGGAGAUGAUAUUAGCUACUGUACUAACUUCUUUCCAGAGAUAAAGCUUUGGCUUUGGAUCAGACUGGAGGAGUAUGUGAUUCUCUGAGUUGGAGCCAGUCUGACUUUUCUUUUCUUUUACAGUUUGCUUAGGAGGCGUAGCUGUUAUUUCAGCUGGUAUCUGGUACAUACCAGAGAAGAACUUCUGCAUUAGCCACCUAUCAGAAAACUAUUUACAAGCAGUGUACAGUAUCUUGCAAGAGGCAGGAAAACUAAAAGCACAGGCUCUUAACUGCAGGUGUGUAGAGAUGAAUCUAGCUUUUCUACUCCAUAUUUUUAGCUUUAAGCUUUAUACCCAUAAAAAUUAAUCUGAUUGAUACUGUUGCAGUCAAGGCCAGUAUCACUGACCUGUGGAAGGUAUGAAACAUGUUUACUGCUUCCUUGCUUGAGCUGGCCCUUUUUGCCUGUUGCUUUGCAUCACUUACUAAGAAUGCACCAAGUCAUCCUCUCUAGUUACCAAAAAAGGAAUUUUCACUGAAGUACUCAAUCUUGUUGACUCAGGCACUAUUCAUGUUCAGCAAGCAAAACAAAGUUACUCUCUUUAUUACUAGAAUGAAGGAUCUAAUAGCUUUUCUGUGUGUAAUUUAUAGUUACUUCAUUUCCUUCCUUUCAAACCCAUGAACCUAUUGCUUUCUUGCACCUUCCUAUUUUUUAUCAGUAGAAAUAGGAUUACAAGCUCUUCUGAUCAGGGGAAGAGGAAAAGGCAGGGUCUAAAUUCUUUUGACCGUUUGGAAUAUGUUCUAGGAAACAUCCUGAAUCUCUUCUCUACAGAGAAGGGAAAAGUAAAGAAAAGAAAAUAGGAUUUGGGCUUGAAGGUUUUUCAGUACAGUGAGUAAAGAGGUAGGUAUUAACUACUUAGGGGAUGUUUGUAACUUUAAAUAUUAACUGUGAAUAUAACUACAUAUGGUCAUUUGUAACUUCCUAGAAUUAGAACUCUAAUUUUCCUAAGGUAAUACUUGAACUAGAGGCAUAAGUUUCUUUAAUCAAAAACUAAUGAAAGCUUAAAACCCAAGUACAUUUUUUUACUUGAUACAUUAAGUUUUACUGGAGUUAUUAAUGUGUUUAACAAACCACUGAAGUUUUAACAAAACAAUCAACUAUUCUUACGGGUUUAGCAUUUAUCAUUGCUUUCUCUAUCUUACCGUGUCAGUUAAGAUAUAUUUACAGAUAUGACCACUGCUUUUUUGCAAAGGGAAAAGAAUAGUAUUUUACUACUUCACAACUUUCAAGCUCAGUAAUUUACUUUGCUAGGAAAAUUGAGAUGGGUGAGAAUUGUGUGUGAUUACAGUCUCUUCUGAUAGUGGUGCCAAUUUUAAGGAACACUGUUCUUGAAUAAAUAAAUUCAAAUGGUGGCUUUG
Molecule: messenger RNA, 4926 nt
Organism: Calypte anna (Anna's hummingbird)
Lineage: Eukaryota; Metazoa; Chordata; Aves; Apodiformes; Trochilidae
Gene: CIDEA
Product: cell death inducing DFFA like effector a
Exons: 5
Coding region: 79-726 (215 amino acids)
Biological process (GO): lipid storage; apoptotic process; regulation of apoptotic process
Cellular component (GO): lipid droplet
Source: RefSeq, a predicted model, not a curated record